Solanum tuberosum (potato) is the source of this 255-nucleotide messenger RNA. Its product is annotated as elongation factor 1-alpha-like. NCBI's taxonomy places the organism in Eukaryota, Viridiplantae, Streptophyta, Magnoliopsida, Solanales, Solanaceae. The record is from RefSeq and is a predicted model, not a curated record. Bases 1 to 255 code for a protein of 84 amino acids. The transcript has a single exon.
AUGAAUUAUCCUGGUCAGAUUGGAAUUGGAUAUUCACUAGUGCUCGACUGCCACACUUCCCAUAUUGUUGUAAAGUUUGUUGAGAUCUUGACCAACAUUGACAGGUGCUCAGGUAAGGAAUUGGAGAAGGAGGCGAAAUUCUUGAAGAAUGGUGAUGCUGGUAUGGUUAAGAUGAUUCCCACCAAGCUUAUGGUUGUUGAGACCUUUGCUGAGUACCCAACAUUGGGUCGUUUUGCCGUGAGAGACAUGAGGUAA